Messenger RNA from Bipolaris sorokiniana ND90Pr, 375 nucleotides. RefSeq lists its product as uncharacterized. The transcript has a single exon. NCBI's taxonomy places the organism in Eukaryota, Fungi, Ascomycota, Dothideomycetes, Pleosporales, Pleosporaceae. The record is from RefSeq and is a predicted model, not a curated record. The annotation marks the transcript as partial.
GUGCAUACAGAGGUCCUUAUAUCCACCUCGGACUUUCUGAAGAAUGUCAUGAAGCUAGAAUGGCGUGCCGACAAGAACUGUCCAAUCGAUUUUUCUAAAGAGGACCCCAAAGUCGUCGAAACAUACUGCCGAUGGCUUUACUCAGGCAAGAUUUCUUGUUGUGAGAACCCCUGGACCACCUCCAAAAUCACGUGCCAACUCUUUAUUCUUGGCGAGAAGUUGGUGGACCAAACGUUCAAGAACGCUGUCCUGGACUUCAUGAUCGAGAACUUUUCUAGUAAACCCAAAGUUCUUCCUAACGACAAAAGUGUCAAGAUCAUUUAUGACGGCACUCCCAAAGGCUCACCAGCCCGCCGGCUCGUGGUUGAUAUUUGG